AUGAUGACCAUGUCAAGUGAACCGCACCACCACCACCACCACCAUCAGCAACAGCAGCCUCAGCAAAAACAACAACAACAACAACAACAACAACAACAACGAAAGCCUAGCUCUACUUCACCUACAUUAUCCACUAUUCUAAACAAGAAAUCCACAUCCUCAUCAUUGGAUACACCAAUGAAAGAGUACUUACCAACACCUGUUACACCUGCUUCGGAUUUCCCUCAUCAAAUUCAACAACAACAUAACAAAAAAGAUACCAACCAUACUACAACCUCAUCAGCAGGUGUUUACAGCACAUUUUCAGUGAUCAAACCACCUCAAGCUACCAACACAUCAGCAGCAGCAGCAGGGUCCUCAGCAGCAGCAGCAGCCUCUCAAUCCAGCUCGACAUCCACAUCACCCAAAAGCAAUCAAACAACUGACGCUAAGCCUUACCCAUGUCCAGAAUGCCAUCAAACAUUCAGUCGACCUCAUAAUUUGAAAUCACAUCUUACUACACAUUCCUCUGAGAGGCCUUUUCAAUGUGAUGUGUGUAAUCAUCAUUUUAGAAGACAUCAUGACCUGAAGCGCCACCAAAAGUUGCAUACGGGUGAGCGUCCGUAUGUUUGCAAGGAUUGUUAUCGUUCAUUUGCAAGACUAGAUGCAUUGAAUCGUCAUCGUCGUGCGGAGGGUGGCACAGCUUGCAGUGCGGUACAUCAACAACAACAGCAACAGCAGCAACAGCAGCAACAGCAGCAGCAGCAGCAGCAGCAGCAGCCGCAUGGCCGUCAUGGAUAUAUCAAACAGGAGCCUUUAGCAGUAGAGAAAUCACAAUCUUCUACCUCAAAUUCUGCCUCUGGCAUUUCACUAGCUAACGCCACUUUUCGUGCUAAUAACAGUGGCGUUGUACCGAGUCCAUCAUCACAGGCUCCUGCUUCUAGUACUUCAUCAGCAAGCACAACACCAACCACCGCUACAGCGCGCCCCAUCAUUCCUCAACUACAUAUUCCUCAUCCUGCUUCGCAUUUGUAUCCAAAAGACUCUCCUAUACCUCCAACACAUUCGCCGCCAAAGCAGCAACUAUUACCAUCUCCAAGUGCUUUAUCUACAUUACCUAUUGCAAAUAAUAACAAUCUAACGCCUAUUUAUCAACAACAACAAGCUAAAAGUUUACCCACUACACCGUCAUCUCCUCCCGCCCAUUCAAACACUAGAUAUCAUCCUUAUCAACAAUGGUCACCUUACCAUCACAAACAACAACAGCAACAGCGCCCAACAUUACCACCACUUUCAUCGCCUCCUCCAUACCAGCAACAGCAACAGCAAGAACUAUCUCACCUGGAAAGACUCCAACAAGAGAAUGAAGAAUUGAAGCGUGAUAUUAAUAAGUUAAGAGCCAUGGCUCAAAAGGAGGCCAGUUCAUUGAAAUCUCGAGUACAUGAUCUAGAAGUCGAGAACAAAGUAUUGCGUUCUUUGAUCCAGAAUCCUAAUCCCAACCAAACAGCAACAUCGACAGCUAGCGGUACAGCUCAGUUAGAACAACAUUGCCGUGGUAAUAGUCAGAGUAGUAGUCAUAGCGUUAGCACAAAUGGCAGUAUGCACCAUUAA
This is a messenger RNA of Mucor velutinosus, 1590 nucleotides long. RefSeq lists its product as uncharacterized. The record is from RefSeq and is a predicted model, not a curated record. NCBI's taxonomy places the organism in Eukaryota, Fungi, Mucoromycota, Mucoromycetes, Mucorales, Mucoraceae. Gene Ontology annotation, biological process: regulation of transcription by RNA polymerase II. Bases 1 to 1590 code for a protein of 529 amino acids. The transcript is spliced from 3 exons. Gene Ontology annotation, molecular function: DNA-binding transcription factor activity, RNA polymerase II-specific; RNA polymerase II cis-regulatory region sequence-specific DNA binding.